Leptopilina boulardi is the source of this 1935-nucleotide messenger RNA. RefSeq names its product sarcoplasmic reticulum histidine-rich calcium-binding protein-like. The transcript has a single exon. NCBI's taxonomy places the organism in Eukaryota, Metazoa, Arthropoda, Insecta, Hymenoptera, Figitidae. The record is from RefSeq and is a predicted model, not a curated record. The coding region runs from base 1 to 1935 and encodes 644 amino acids.
AUGAUCAAUAAGAAGUCAUUGCAGCAUCCAUUUAUAGAAAUAGUAACACUAAGAGCACCUAGACAACUACAACCAAUCAUCCAUCUCAGGAAUCAACAACCAUUUUACAAUAUUGUUCCAUCGUCAAAAAAUAUUUCCUACAUGCGACAGCUGGGUCAUUUAGGACUUGGAAAUUUUCAAUCUCUUUCAUUCGUAACGCCAGGACCCUAUCAAAGAGGCUUCAAAUCCAUGUUAAUCAAGGCAAAUAACACACCAACGGCAAAAAUGUCAAUUAUCACAAAACCCAAUAGUAUUCUCAAGAAACGAAAUCAUUAUGGUACCUAUUACGAAAUGCCUUGGUACAAUCAUAAAACCACUGGAUACAAUUACAAUAAAAAACAUUUCACUGACUAUGGCUUCUAUCAUGGAAACAAUCAUCUCACCAGUAAUGAUCACAAACACGAUCAUCAUCACGCUCAUCAUCAUGGACACUCAAGUCAACACAAUCAUCUACACGGUCACAAACAUCAAGCCCAUCAUCAACAUAAACACGGUCACUAUCAAGAUCAUCAUCACACUCACAACGAAAAUCACAAUGAACAACACAAUCACGAUCACAAACACGACAACAAUCAUCAACACACCCACCAACAUCAAAACAAUCACAACCACCAACACGGUCAUCAUCACAAUCACGGUCAUCAACAUCACUCCCAACAUGAACAUCACGAGGAACAUAAACACGUCGGUGAACAUCAUCAUCAUCACAAACACACCCAUCACAAUGAACAUCAUCAUCAUCACGAGCAUCAUCAUCACAACGAACAUCAUCAUCAUCACACCCACAAGGAAACCGAAACGCAUCAUCAUCAUCAUGGACACGAGCACAAACAGGAUCACAAACACGAGCAUCAAGAGCAACAUCAACAUCAACAUGGACACGAUCAUAAACACGCCCACCAAGAGGAACACAAACACGAGCAUAAACAAGAUCAUCAUCACAAUCAUGCCCACGAUCAUAAGCAAAAUCAUCAAGAGGAACACAAACACUCACAUCACGAGGGACAUCAUCAUAAACACGGACAUCUACACAAACACGAUCACAAUGAAGAACAUAAACACGAACAUCAAGAAUCUCACAAACACGAUCACGACGAGGAACAUCAACAUAAACACGGUCAUCAUCAUAAACACGGGCACAACGAGGGACAUCAUCACAAUCAUCAGGAGGAACACAAACAUGAACAUCAUCAAGAUCACAAGCAUCUACAUCAUCAACAUCAUAAACACGGACAUCUUCAUAAAGAGGAACAUAAACACAAUCAUGAUCAUAAACAUCAUCACAAUCAUCACGAGCAACACAAACAUCAGGAGGAUCACAAACAUCAUGAAGGACACCAUCAUGGUCAUCAUCAUGAACAUGAUCACAAACAUAAUCAUCAUGGACACAAUCAUGGUCAUAAUCAUGAUCACAAUCAUGGACAUAAUCAUGAACAUAAUCAUCAUCAUGAGAAUGGACAUCAUCAUCAUCAUCAUAAUGGUCACAGUCUUUAUAAUGGACACGGUCAACGAAUUGAGAAAAAUCAUCAUCAGAAAUAUCAUGAACUUAUUCAUCCAACUUAUGCAGGAUUUAAUAUCAAUAAUAUUCUCGAGAAAUAUAAUCCCUACAUACUUGGCAAUCAGAAUAACAAUAAUAAUAAUAAUAAUAAUAAUUUUGCUUCGUACGCAAGUGGCUCGGGUGAAUAUAUUUUUCCUGAGGAGAGUGCACCGAUUGUAGCAAGCGCACCUAAUGUAGCAAGGACACCUCUUGUAGCAAGUUCAUCCAUUGUAUCCGCUUCCGUUACUACAAACGCACCAAUUACUGUAACAACCUCUCUUAACCGAACCUCUAUUAACCUAACAAAAGUUAAACCAACAAAGAAGAAUAGUGCCUUCAUUAUUCGAGUUAAAAGUUAA